Triticum aestivum (bread wheat) is the source of this 755-nucleotide messenger RNA. The record is from RefSeq and is a predicted model, not a curated record. Lineage: Eukaryota; Viridiplantae; Streptophyta; Magnoliopsida; Poales; Poaceae.
CAUCGGCGAAAGAGCAGUUCCCAUCCCAUCCAGCUUCAGCCAGCAGCAAGUCCAAUACACACACCCACACAAACUAGCUAGCAGGUUGUGACUGAUCACCGUGGUCGACGAGACGACGAUGGCCGCACGCCCGAUGCUGGUGGUGGCGCUGCUGUGCGCGGCGGCGGCGGCGGCCACGGCGCAGCAGGCGACCAACGUGCGGGCGACGUACCACUACUACCGGCCGGCGCAGAACAACUGGGACCUGGGCGCGCCCGCGGUGAGCGCCUACUGCGCAACCUGGGACGCCAGCAAGCCGCUGUCGUGGCGGUCCAAGUACGGGUGGACGGCGUUCUGCGGCCCCGCCGGCGCCCACGGGCAGGCGUCCUGCGGCAAGUGCCUCCAGGUGACCAACCCGGCGACGGGGGCGCAGAUCACGGCGAGGAUCGUGGACCAGUGCGCCAACGGCGGGCUGGACCUGGACUGGGACACCGUCUUCACCAAGAUCGACACCAACGGGAUCGGGUACCAGCAGGGCCACCUCAACGUCAACUACCAGUUCGUCGACUGCCGCGACUAGAUUACGUUCUCCGUCGAUCGAUCAAAGGGCUAGCUAGCUAUGAUAAGAAUAAAAGGCUAGCUAAAAGUAAGUUGAGACUGAUCCAUGCUGUUAAAUAAAAGCUAGCACGUGAUGCUGCAUUGUAUACGUGUUACGUGUAUACAGUACGUACAUGGAACGAAAUAAAGUGGAACAGACCAAACGGGUUAUCUAUUCA